Pseudocercospora fijiensis CIRAD86 is the source of this 405-nucleotide messenger RNA. RefSeq lists its product as uncharacterized. Lineage: Eukaryota; Fungi; Ascomycota; Dothideomycetes; Mycosphaerellales; Mycosphaerellaceae. The record is from RefSeq and is a predicted model, not a curated record. The transcript is spliced from 3 exons. Bases 1 to 405 code for a protein of 134 amino acids.
AUGACCGCUCUCGAGAAGGAGAACGGCCUCUCCUGUCACGUCGUAAUGGUGACCGCGAUCUUUGAAGGCGUUGGUCUGGAGAUUGUGCUCGCUAAGGCUGCCUGUAUCUGGUCAGAGACAACCGUGACUAGCCCGGCCGUGAUCACACUCGGAUAUACCCAUGUAGUUCUAGACGCGUGCGAGGCGUGUAGAGAGUGUGAUGAGGAAGCAGAAGAGAAGAGUAAAAGCGACGAAAAGAUUUUUAGAUGGCAUCGGUCGUGCCACGUGCGCACGACGCGAUAUCUUCUGAUCUGCAAAGGAGGCAGCUCCGAUGCUGGUAGCGGGACGUCACCUUCUUCUCUAGAACUAGAACGACCGUUCCAAUACAUGAAAAAUUGUUCUGUGUCGCACGCUUAUGCACGAUGA